Capsella rubella is the source of this 1746-nucleotide messenger RNA. Its product is annotated as dof zinc finger protein DOF1.4. NCBI's taxonomy places the organism in Eukaryota, Viridiplantae, Streptophyta, Magnoliopsida, Brassicales, Brassicaceae. Gene Ontology annotation, biological process: regulation of DNA-templated transcription. Gene Ontology annotation, molecular function: DNA-binding transcription factor activity; DNA binding. The transcript is spliced from 2 exons. The record is from RefSeq and is a predicted model, not a curated record. The coding region runs from base 96 to 1109 and encodes 337 amino acids.
UGUACACUGCUGGUUUCAAAAGGAUUCUCCUUUAUAGAAGUAAAGAAAAACAAAACAAAACAAAAUAAAAUCAAAAGAGCUUAAUCAAGAAAGAUAUGUUUGGCAAUUGUGACCAGAAGAAGAAGAAGAUGCCUAUCAUCAGCUCUCCCAACACCAAUCCACUGGCGAGUAUGCAGAGCAAGAACAUGAUCGUGGCUUCAUCUCAUCAACAGCAGCAACAACAACAACAACAACCGCAGCAGCCGCAACCACAACUUAAAUGCCCUCGUUGCGAUUCCUCGAACACAAAGUUUUGCUACUACAAUAACUACAGCCUCUCUCAGCCGCGUCACUUUUGCAAGGCUUGCAAGAGAUACUGGACGCGAGGUGGGACUCUCAGGAACGUUCCCGUAGGCGGUAGCUACCGGAAGAACAAACGAAUGAAGCGGCCAUCGACCACAACCGCAACCACUGCCUCCACAGUCUCGACGACCACUUCUUCAUCCCCUAAUAACUCUCAUCAGAUCUCCCAUUUCUCUUCCAUGAAUCAUCAUCAUCCCUUGUUCUAUGGUUUAUCAGAUCAUGUGAGCAGCUGUAAUAAUCUUCCAAUGAUUCCAAGCCGUUUCAGUGAUUCUUCAAAGACUUCUUCAUCAAGUGGUUUAGAGGGUGAGUUUCUCUCAUCUGGCUUUAGCAGUCUUAGUUCUCUUGGAUUAGGGCUUCCGCAUCAUAUGAGUCAUGACCACAACAUUAAUGGUAGCUUCGUCAACAACUCCACAACAAACAAACCCUUUCUUCUAUCGGGUCUAUUUGGUUCUUCCAUGUCUUCUUCUUCCUCUACUCUUCUCCAGCAGCAACACAAGCCCAUCAACAAUGGUAGUGACAUGUUGGGACAAUCCCAUCUACAAACCCUAGCAUCACUUCAAGAUCUGCAUGUUGGAGGUAACUGUGGAGACAUGAACAAAGAAGGAAAGCUUGAUCAGAUCUCUGGGAACAUUAAUGGGUUCAUGUCAUCAUCAUCUUUGGAUCCAUCAAACUACAGCAGCAUGUGGAAUAAUGCAAGUGUUGUCAAUGGAGCAUGGCUUGAUCCAACAAAUAAUAACGUUGGAUCCUCCCUCACCUCCUUGAUAUAAACAAAAACCUUUGGUUAUAUGAUCUAUAACUAGCUAGGGUUCAUCUUCAUCACUUUUUUUUUUUUCCUUUUUGUUUUGAGAUGAGAGAAGAAGCUUGGAUCAGAGAGAUCUAAUCAUGGGGAAAGUUGAUCUUGGUACUAUAAAGCUCCCUCGGAUCCUCUUCAUCUCCCCAUCUCAAUCAUCUUCCUUUGCGUUGUUCAAGAAAAACAAAAGAGUUUCAAGAUUGGUUCAAGGUUUACUAUGGUCCACUGUUAAGUUCACUCGAGGUAAAUUAUAUGUAUGUAAAUAAUAUGGUCCUGACUUUGAUCACUCUUAUUUUUCCAUCUAUGUAAUUCUAAGGUCCACCACAUGGGUUGGUGUUUCUUUUCAUUGGGGUUAGGAGGGUAUAUUCUGGCUUAAUUUGGGUUUCUUUUUGGGGUCCGAGAACUCAAUAGUUUUCAAGUUCUAUAUCUUUUUUUUUAGUUUCACAUUUCUUUUUUGGUGUGGCUUUCAUUGGGUAUACAAACAGAGGGAGGGGUGUGGUUUUGUGUUGUUAAAACUUUGGUUAUUAAUUCAUGUAUGAUGAGUCAUGUUCUUACGGUAAUUUUGGAUACAUGCAUGUCCGUGUACAUAUAUAUAAACACGGUACGAAGGCGAA